AUGGGUUCAAGACGUCUGGCAGUGGAGGCCACUGCAGCAACGCUAUACCGCCAUCAACCGGACUCGCAGGAAUCUCAAGAUCUACGUGCGCCCGUCGCUGAUGAUGGGCCUGACGUGGGUGCAGUGCCGGCCCGAUGGUUUUCGUUGCCCGGUGCAGAAUUUCAGGGGGCCCCAUAUGGCCAAUGGCUGUAUAUGUUAAUUUAUUAA
This is a messenger RNA of Macrosiphum euphorbiae (potato aphid), 207 nucleotides long. Lineage: Eukaryota; Metazoa; Arthropoda; Insecta; Hemiptera; Aphididae. The record is from the annotation of a GenBank genome assembly.